Messenger RNA from Microthlaspi erraticum, 360 nucleotides. NCBI's taxonomy places the organism in Eukaryota, Viridiplantae, Streptophyta, Magnoliopsida, Brassicales, Brassicaceae. The record is from the annotation of a GenBank genome assembly.
AUGGAGAAAACCCUAGCCACUUCCCAUACAAAACGCUCUUUGCCGUCUCCAUCCACCACCGUGAGCACAAGCACCAUCGGUUUCAGUCGCAGAACCAGAGCGAGAUUGUCGGAUGAAACGGCGAGUGUAAUCGAGACCGUGGUAGAAGAUGAUGACGAUGAAGAAGAAGAAGAAGGAGUCGAUGAAAAGAUUGAGGCGCUUCAGACAAUAGUUCCCGGAGGAACGGCGCUUGGAGUCGACGCGCUGUUCGAAGAGACGGCUAGUUACAUCUUGGCUCUCCAAUGUCAGAUCAAUGCCAUUAAAGUUCUUACCUCAUUUCUUGAGCGUAGUGAGAAAGACGAUAUGAAGUUUGGGGGUUGA